GGGAUUGGAAAACACAGAUCAGAGACACGACAUCACCAUACUACUUUUCCUUAAAAGGCCCGAAACCUCUUUGCAGCAAAAAUUUCUUAAACACACGACACACAAACACACACACACUCUCUCUCUCUCUCUCUUCCUUAACGGUUACGAAAGUGAAACAAAAAUGGUAGCAUCAGAGGGUGGUGGGAAUUUGAUGAAGAAGAUUCUGGGUUUGGGGUAUUGGGUGCAAGGAUUCAGGUGCUUUCCGUGGUUGGUGGUGAGUUUCUACCUCAAAGAUGGCCUCAAUGUGGAACCUUCCACUCUUCAAAUUCUUCAGAAUUCUGCUAAUCUUCCCAUGGUUGGAAAGCCCCUCUAUGGCCUCGUUUCAGACUCUGUCUACAUCUCUGGCCAGCGUCGAGUUCCCUACAUCGCUCUUGGAGCUUUCUUGCAGGCACUGUCAUGGCUAGUCAUAGCAAUCUCUCCACCAAACAUGUCUAUUUUCACUAUCUCCAUAUACCUCCUCCUUAGUAAUCUAGGUGCUUCAAUAGCUGAGGUUGCAAACGAUGCCAUUGUUGCAGAGAUGGCUAAACAGCCUCCUUCCUCAACCAAGAAACCACAACCAUCAUCCUCAGGCAACCUCCAAUCAUUUGUUUGGAUAGCUUCCUCUGCAGGAGGAGUCCUCGGAAACCUUCUUGGCGGCAUUUUCAUCGGCCGGUUCUCCCCACAGUCCAUGUUUCUAAUUUUUGGCCUUCUCCUUGCUCUCCAAUUUUUUAUAACCAUUUCGGUUCGCGAGAGUUCCCUCGGCCUCCCAAAGAGUCCAUCUGGUGGAAUAAGGAAACAGCUUUCAGAGCUAUUAGUUGCUCUAAGAAAGCCUGAAAUUGCAUAUUCAAUAUCAUGGUUCACAGCAUCUUAUGCCAUCAUUCCUGCACUCACAGGCACCAUGUUCUUUUACCAGACACAGUAUUUAAAAAUAAACUCAUCAGUGUUAGGCAUCUCCAAGGUGUUUGGCCAGGCAACAAUGCUCCUAUGGGGCAUCAUAUACAAUCAAUACCUGAAAUCUGUCCCACCAAGGAAACUGAUAUCAACCAUUCAAGCUAUGAUGGCACUCUUCAUGGUUUCAGAUUUCUUGUUUGUGCGAGGCUUUUAUCGACAAAUAGGCAUGCCGGACUCGCUCUAUGUUGUGAUCUUCUCAGGAUUCUUGGAGGUUCUAUUUUUCUUCAAGAUUCUGCCAUUCAGCGUGCUGAUAGCACAGAUGUGUCCACCGGGGUGUGAGGGGUCUAUAAUGGCAUUUCUCAUGUCUUCUGUGGCCCUGGCUUUCAUUGUGAGUGGAUACCUAGGUGUUGCACUUGCAUCAUAUAUUAAGGUAACAGCAAGUGACUUUUCAGGACUUCCAUUUGGACUUCUGAUACAAGCUGCAUGCACCAUGUUGCCAACUUUUUGGUCAUCAUGCAUACCUGAUAAGGUAGAAUCAAAAGCCAAGAAGAAAGACUAAUGUAUUAGCUUUUACAGAUAUAUAACAAUAUGAUUCAAGGAAAUAGUGGUAUGGUACUAGCUGAAGUGAUUGAUUCUGUUUAUUCCAUUGCCUUCAUGCAUCAGCUGGCAUAUAUCAGUUAGUUUUCUAAAUCUUUUAUACGGAAUAUAUCUAAAUGUGGUAGGUAGGGUGUAAAGGAAUAGUAUGACCAUGUUCUUUCAAGUAGUGCAUUAAACAUCAAGUGCACAGGCUUUUUCUUUUUCAUUUUUUAUAUGUUUGGUGGAUUUUCUACUUUGAAUGUAUUUAUUAGUUGAUAUAGAAGUAGAGAGCAUCAUUUCCAAAACGUUAACGGAAUGAGCCAUGUAAGCUUUCAAAUAUUUAAUCCAAUUCUGGUGAAAUUCUAAU
Cajanus cajan (pigeon pea) is the source of this 1855-nucleotide messenger RNA. Its product is annotated as Major facilitator superfamily protein. The record is from RefSeq and is a predicted model, not a curated record. Lineage: Eukaryota; Viridiplantae; Streptophyta; Magnoliopsida; Fabales; Fabaceae.